GUUUCAAUAAAAUCAAUCAAAAAUGUACGUGGAACUGAUUUUCGUAGCUAAAUACGUAGUGAUGAAGGGACUCAUCCUCCAGCUUCAUGAAUCUGCUACCGUUUUUGAUCUAAAGUCCGCUAUAGAAAGUGUCUUGGACAUCUCUGUAGAAGAUCUCGAGUUGACAACCAUUUAUGGCGAGAAAAUCGGGAAUAGCGAGAAGGUGGCAGUGGUAUUCAGCGAGAAAGAAAGACUUCGUCUCCUCAAUCAAGGAAUGAACACAGCAUCCGUCACCCUUUAUACGCUGGUUAAGGCUGUACCUCAGACCAGAUCCUCUGAAGCAAUACCGAAACCAAACCCGUUUCGUACUUAUUUAGAAAAGAUCAUCCAAAAAGAUGUACCUCAGACCAGAUCCUCUGAGGUAGAAAAGAUCACCCUAAAAAAUGUACCUCAGACCAGAUCCUCUCAAGAAACAUCGAAGCCAAAUCCGUUUCUUGAUUUCUUGGAAAAGUUAGAAGCUACAAUAUCGCCAGCAAACAGUGAUCUCAGCCUGUCGGCCAGUGCCAAGAGAUCAGUGGAACGAACCUGCAACUACAGGUCAGAGAAACCAAAGAUGGUUACCGGAAAAGGAGUCGAGACUUUUAAUUUAAUGGCGAAAAAUAACUCCGAAUCCUUGGACGAGGAGGAAGAGGACAUUGACGAAGAUAGCGAGGCUUGCAAUACAAGCACGGAAUCUCGGUGCCCAGAUCGUCGGAAAGUCUGUUGCAACCCAAUCGAGUGUGACGAUCCCGAUACACGGCCGCCUUAUGCGAAAAUCCCGCCGGAGAAUCGCCGGUACGCCGUGAUGAUCGUCAACGAUGACUCCGAGGCCGAUGUUUUUGAGAAUCAGAAUUGCGGGCUGGUGACCCACCAAUGGGCCGUCAUCGGACGGUAUAUGUUGGAUCCCUGCGACUCGGAUUAUAUCAACAAGAUCGUCUCCACUCUCAACGAUAACGAGGAAAUCGACCUAUUCAUCGACGAGGCUAGCCGGGAUUUCAUCCUGGAACAGUGCUUGGAUAAGAACUAA
This is a messenger RNA of Drosophila bipectinata, 1045 nucleotides long. The record is from RefSeq and is a predicted model, not a curated record. Lineage: Eukaryota; Metazoa; Arthropoda; Insecta; Diptera; Drosophilidae.